Messenger RNA from Colletotrichum truncatum, 3642 nucleotides. RefSeq names its product serine threonine protein kinase. Gene Ontology annotation, cellular component: cytoplasm. NCBI's taxonomy places the organism in Eukaryota, Fungi, Ascomycota, Sordariomycetes, Glomerellales, Glomerellaceae. The record is from RefSeq and is a predicted model, not a curated record. Gene Ontology annotation, biological process: intracellular signal transduction; protein phosphorylation. Gene Ontology annotation, molecular function: protein serine/threonine kinase activity; ATP binding.
AUGUACGAGACCGGUCGUGUUAGAGCAUCUAAUGCCCGGCCUCCUCUCGCGGAUGCCACACAGCGCGUCAACAAUGCUUCUUCGAGGAUUCCCGUCAAAUCAGCCAAGUCACGCGACAAGGCCGCUAGCUAUGUCCAACAAACUACUGCCUUUGCGAAUCAUGCCGACGACCUACCCGUCUCUGAGCCACGAGUAGCAACUCCUGUGGUUGCACCAACAAGUUCUCGUAACCCAGCUGUGGCAAGGGCGAGAGCGUCGCAGGAUACAGAUAGGUCGAAGCGAAUGUCGCAGGUCUCUCAGACCUCCACGGCUCCGUCGAGCAAACGAAGCAGUGCAUAUGCUUACAAAACGCACAUUGGCCCUUGGCUACUUGGCAAGACUCUCGGAAAAGGGUCCUCGGCUCGGGUGAGGCUCUGCAAACAUCGUAUUUCUGGCGAAUUAGCUGCCGUGAAAAUUGUCCCCAAGAAGACUGCCUAUCUGAUCCAGGCUGGCAGCCUCGCGGAGUUGCACGACUAUGACGAUAGCCUACCUGAAACUAUCAACGGAGAAAAGCGCGUUCCCUUAUCAAUUGAGCGAGAGGUUGCCAUCUUGAAGCUGGUGGACCAUCCCAAUGUUAUGAAGGUGUAUGAUAUCUGGGAGAAUCGUUCAGAAAUUUAUCUGGUACUCGAGUAUGUCGAACAAGGGGAUCUUUUCGACUACAUCAAUACCAAUGGCCGUUUCUCCGAGGAAGGCGCGAUGUACAUCUUUCGGCAGAUGAUGAGCGCUCUUCAAUACUGCCAUUCCUUCAACAUAUGCCAUCGCGAUCUCAAACCAGAGAACAUUCUAUUGACAUCCGAUAACAAAGUUAAGAUUGCUGACUUUGGCAUGGCUGCUUUACACCAAUCCUCGGACCAUCGACUAGUGACGGCUUGUGGGAGUCCACAUUAUGCUGCCCCCGAACUCCUGAAGCACAAACAUUAUCGGGGAGACAAGGCUGAUAUCUGGUCAUUGGGUAUCAUUCUUUACGCUCUUUUAGCCGCCUGUCUACCCUUCGACGAUCCCGAUAUCGGUGCUCUGCUACAGAAAACGAAGAGGGGAACAUACGAGAUCCCAGAGUUCUUGAGUUCUGAGGCCAAAGAUCUCAUCCGACGAAUGCUUGUUGCCAAUCCCGAUACGAGGAUCUCCAUUAAAGAAAUGUGGCAACACCCACUUAUUCGCAAAUACAACUACCUCGACAAUCUGGGCACCAGCGGUCAACCGAAAGACGUUCGGAAGAACUUCCAUUACACUCCUUUAAAGCCCCACGAAGUCGACCCCCACUUGGUCAGGCAGCUUAGGUCCAUGUGGCAUAUGCUCACUGAACAUCAGAUUAAACUGAAGCUCAUGGACUCUGCGAAAAACGACCAGAAACUUUUCUAUUGGCUUCUAUAUGAUUACCGCAAGAAGCAGCUAGAGAACUUUCUUCCAGAACUUUCUCAAUCUCCCAGUGACUAUCAUCAUCUUCACGAGCCUGUCUGGAAAAAGCGAGUGUCAACAGUUGAAUUCAAUCAACCUAGGGCAGAUGGAACUGGCAGAAGCAUUUCACGCUUCACUGUCAUCUCCCAUGUCGCAGAGACGGAGAAUGGAACGGUACAAAGUUACGAUCCUUACAACUCAAGCAAACCAAUGCGUGGGCAUUCCCAAGUCAGCCAUGCCAAGAUCGUAGUUCACCGCGCACGUCGUGGAUCGAUGAAAAGAGAAAACACACAUACGACUCAACUUUCGCGAAACAAGACUGGCUCAACGGUACGCCAUUCUCGCGUCAACUCUCAACGCACUGCUACAACCUCCCGUUUUCAGUCUCCCCGUAGCUCUAUGAACUCACUGCCCAGUAGCAGGCAGGGGACCCCUUAUGCUCGACCAGCUUCUCGUCACAAGCGGGGUAUCGACUUUUCCCAUGUAGGACGGAAGUCGAAUGAUCAGCAUGGAGAAAAGCGCCGUCGAGGAACUCCAGUUGCCACCCUUCCUGGCCCGGAGAGGGCUAAAUCCCCAAUAAACUCUUCGAAGAAAAUGCCUGUCAUGGAAAGACCUAGGCCGAAGUUGAAGAUCGUGAAGGCUCAGGACCCCGUGCUAAUUGUCAAUGAAGAAGUGCGAAACUUCAGCAACAGCAUCGCAAAAGACUGUGAUGAGGCUUUCGGAAGUUCCAUGAUUGCUGACGCACCCAGCGAGCAUGCCUUGGAUGAUGGGUCAGACGGCAAGCGAGACUCUACAAGGCUUUCGUUCACCAUACCUACACCGACCUCCGCGAAUGCAAAUACUGCUUUUCAUCCAUGGGACACUCGCCCGCUUCCACCUCUGCCGCCUCCUAAAUCGCAACCUCCUGCGAUCCCUGUGGCAACAAAAACGGAAAAUACUCGAGAAAAUAUGAGAGAUACACAGCAAGUAGGUCGCGUUGGGAAGUUUGUUGACCAUGUCAAUCGACUGGGCUUCCCUGCUUUGAUGCCUAAGCAAGACCGUCGUACUGUUUCUGCACCACCAUACAGCCAGAAUGGCAAGGCUUCUCUCCGGCUUCCAGCGAUUAAUGAAAGCGGCCGAGACACAGAGUCCUCAUCUCCGAGCGACGGGGAUAGAAAUCGUAUCGUGUCUGCCCCUUCGAAACCUCAUGAUGGCCAACAUGAUAUAGAUGGUCUGGAUUAUCUCGUCCGAGCUGGUGAGACUAUUCGAAUGGUUAACUCUCCGGGUACAAGAAAUCCUAUUCCCAAGCCCUUAAAUGUACGGAAAAAGAUGUCUGAUCGGCCAGGCCAUGUUGAUCAACUCAACGAGCGCCAUGUGUUUAUGCAUGGAGCAUCUGGUGCGGACGAAUCACUUGCUCCAUCGACGGGAAAUUAUAGCAAUGUGCCAACAAAGCAGAAGAAGUCUUUGUGGUUCAAGCGUUCUUCGAAAGAUAGUACCUCCUUAGAGGGCAGCAUACAUACCGAGGCGACCCAAGACACACAAGCAUACAGCAUGACUACCCAAUCAACAGAACCCAGCCGAUUGGAGGUUCAGCCUCGUCUAUCUUCUCUAUCAGUGCCUACAAAGAAAAAAGGUUUCGGUCUACUUUUUUGGAAGAGCGGCAAACACAAGCUGGAGAGCAAGAUGGAAAUUGCUACGAAUCCAGACUACAACAAUUCCCCUUCUCCAGGGCCUAACCAAGAUGUUGGGCAUAUGAAAAGUCGGCAGUCCGCUAGAAGCUGGAACGACUCGGAAAAAGGAGUGCGGAACAUCGAAGUGCAGCAAAAUUGGCUGGCUCGUCUCUUUGGCGUUAAGCCAGCGAUGAGCUACGUUUGUUUAGUGAUGUCGCGCAAACGAGCUCGCCAGGAAAUGGCGAUUCUCUUCAAAGAUUGGCGACGUUAUGGCUUGAAAGAUGUUCAAGUCGAUAAGGAGAGAAACAUUGUGUUCGCCCGAGUUGGGGUCAAGAACUACUUAAGCAUCAAGGAGGUUGCAUUUGCUGCGGAGGUUAUGACAGUGAUUGAGCACGGAAAGAAGGGACCCUUAUGCAUUGUACGAUUUACCCAAGAACGCGGAGCGGCAAGCAGCUUUCAUAGGGUGGUAGACACUGUUCGGGCAGUUUUCGAAUCUCGUGGGCUGCUCGUUUGCGACAAACGCAAGGAGAAGAUGAUGAUCAAAACACUCAAUUCCUGA